AAAUCAGAAAAAACCCCAAACGACUCAAAAUCUAGAUCAGUUUUUCUUGAAUAUCUCCAAAAAUAAUAGAGAUAUCAAAAUUUUCGUCAGAUAAUUUUUUGUAGCUCUUAAAAUUUCCCACAAAAAAUGUUUUAUCAAAAAUUUUGCCACCUCCCUUCAAUCUCGAGAUAUUUCCCUAAAACAAAUCUCCCAGUAAAAGAGAAAGAAAAAAAAAUUAUUUGAACAAUUCCCUGGGCUUUUGGGUUGAUUAGCAUUAAUUAACAAGUUUUGUUGAUUAAUGUUGUGGACAUUAAUGAGCCCUGGAGUGCAGAAACGAUGACAAAGGCCCAGAGGAUUUAAAAAAGCACAAAAUCACCAGAUGUUGGAGUUAAAUCCCCAGGAUUACGGAUUUGCCAUUCCUAUAAUAACCGACGCCUCUCCAAUAGUUCUAUUUAUUUACUCCCCUUCACUCUGCGGACAACAACCGAUUUCCACUCAACAACUCGGUUCAGUAGCUCCCGCUCCUCACCGAGGAAGAAACAUGCGUUCCAUCGUGAAACUCUAUCUGUCGGUGACGGACUUUGUCAGGGGACGACAUCCACCAGAAUGUGACAAGAUGGUCAAUGAGACCAGCCGACUACUGGAUACUCCCGUUUUUGUGGAUCUGGGGGGUGGAAAGUGCCUCAGAACUGACAUAAUUGGGGACUACGACUACUACGCGGCGAAUCCCCUCUGGAUAAAAAUCCGUCUCCUCUUAUUCUGGAUAUUCUGGGCAGCUCUGAUACUGGUGAUAAUCCUCUCAGUCUCCACGUACUUCUGCCUAGCCCCCAGCCUCUGCAGUCCCACGUCGAGGCCGACAAUCUGAUCGUCUCCACCCCCUCUGCCUGGACUCAACUAUUUAUUCUCCUAUUUAAUAAAACCAAUAGUCUUCUAAUCGAGAUGAAGGACUCGUGGGGAGUGCGUCACUCCCGUCGACUGAUAACGAGUCAUAGCUGUGAAAAUAUUUGCCACUGAGAACAUACCGAUACGAUUAUCGUUCGGCACAUUGCGCACGUCUUUGUCCAAUUUUUUAUAAUGAAGAGAGAGCUAUUAAUAUUCUGUGUGCCAACAAAAAAUUGAACACUUGCGAUUGAGGAUAUCAGUAAUUUAUUCUGAAGAAACGGAGUGUGGAUAAAUGUGUAUUAGUGGGGAAAACAGUAUCAAUAAGCUCGUUAAAGCAUUUUUUUAUUCCAUUUUGUUGUCAUUUUUAGGAUGAAUAAAUUUCAUUUUUUUAGGAA
Diachasma alloeum is the source of this 1256-nucleotide messenger RNA. RefSeq lists its product as uncharacterized. NCBI's taxonomy places the organism in Eukaryota, Metazoa, Arthropoda, Insecta, Hymenoptera, Braconidae. Bases 359 to 844 code for a protein of 161 amino acids. The transcript has 3 exons. The record is from RefSeq and is a predicted model, not a curated record.